GCAAGGUUCUCAUUGGCCACGGCGUGAACGUUGACUUGUCACGUGAUUUAAACUUCGUUUUUGAUGGCGCGGGAAGUUGCUACCCCGCACAGUUAACGUUUUCGCAGAGAUUUGUUGACAUUUUUGCGGCUUUUGUUGAUCCCUUCGCUGAGUCAUGAGUGUGUUGGAGGUGAAGUUCAUCGGGGAUGCAGAGGUUGUGGAGCAUAUCGUGGACAAACAGGAGGAGGUGCACAGCUGUUCUGGGGCUUUCCAGAAGAUGGUCACGUUCAAGAACCAAGCAGGAAGACCAACUAUAGAAGACCCGUACGGGAAGGAAGGGGAUGACAACGGCGUCCUUGAUGAGCAGAACUAUGUCCAAGCUAUUUGUGCAGACAAUGCAGAAGAUGAAGAAGAUAUGUCCAGAGUUUCCGGAACCUCCAUUUUCACCUUUCAGAAAAACAAACGAGGCCACAGCAUGGCCCAGACUGCAAGCGAGCUGGCACGGACCCCAGGAAAAAGUGUGAGCUUCAGUGAAACUCCCUCCACUCCCACUCGGACAGGCCGCAACCAGAAAACCGACAACAGAACACCACAGAGGCGCAAAAAGGUGCAGUUUGUGUCCACAACUCCCCACAGGCUCAGGAAGCGAAUGACAACGCCGAGCCUAAGAUCGGACAGCGACAGCGAUCUUUCUCCGUCUGAUUCCGGUGAGGAGGAAGAUGAAGUCCUGGUGGAAGACGAGCAGAAAUUAGAAAAAGACGGCAACGAAAACAAGGCCCUAAGAACACCCGGUAAAGGUCUGUCGGCAGCACUUUACAAGACCCCCUCCAAAAAGAGCAAGAGCACUCCCGAGUCUGCCAAGCGGCCCAGCAUGGUCGAAGAGUAUUUUGAGGCCCACGGCAGCUCAAAGGUUGUGACGUCAGACCGCACCCUUCAACGUCUACACACACCUAAAUUAGACCGGGAGACGCUUGUGCAGCUUUUAGAGGGGAAGCCAUCGUGCUACCUGGCAGAGAUCCAGCAGCUCCACGACAAACACAAACAGCACUUCAGCAAAUGGAUGCUCCAGCUACAGUUGGGAUUCAGUGUGCUGCUCUACGGUUUGGGCAGCAAGAAGUUUCUGCUGGAGGACUUCCGCCUGUCUUACUUGUCUCAACACAUGCACCUCGUGGUCAACGGGUUCUUCCCCUCCAUCACGCUGAAAUCUAUCUUGAACGCCCUGACAUGCGACAUCCUCGAGCACCAGGGGAGUUUCCGAACGCCGUCCGACCAGAUUCAGUACAUCUCGCGGGCCCUGAGAGAGAGCCCAGAUCGUCAUAUCUACUUGUUGAUCAAUAAUAUUGACGGACCUAUGCUGCGUGGGGAGAAGACCCAGAGUGCACUGGGGCAGCUGGCGUCCCUGCCCAACGUUCACCUGGUGGCUACUAUCGACCACAUCAAUGCUCCUCUUGUGUGGGACCAGUUCAAGCAGAGCCAGUUCAACUGGCUGUGGUGGGAGUGUGUGACGUUCCAGCACUACGCCGAGGAGACAUCCUAUGAGAACUCUCUUCUGGUUCAGCAAACGGGUGCCCUGGCCCUGUCCUCCCUUACACAUGUGCUCCGCAGCUUGACGCCGAACGCAAGAGGUAUUUUCAAACUACUGGUUGAAUUUCAGCUGGAGAACAAAGACAACCCUUCAUACACAGGGUUGUCAUUCCAAGACUUCUACCAGCGUUGCCGGGAGUCCUUCCUGGUGAACUCUGACCUCACUCUGAGGACACAGCUGACCGAGUUCAGAGACCACAAACUGAUUCGGACACGCAAGGGUGUGGAUGGUGUGGAGUGUCUGCUGGUUGCUGUGCCCGCCAGCACACUGAUGGACUACUUGGAGAACGAGGAACAGGACUGAGAAGACCGCUCUUCUGUAAAUUGAACGUACCUUUUUUCACCUUACUAGACAAUUAAAAUGAUAUAAAGUGAAAGUUCCGGCAUGCGUGUUGUGGACAGAUGGAAACAGAACACAAGUUGUUAACAUAUUGCAAACUCAGCUCUUUAAUUACAGAAAUAGACCAAGUUAAAUAUACAUUGUUCAGUUCUUCCAAAGGCAGGCAUUCAACAUUCAAAAAAUGAAAGCCAUCAUUUGGUUGGUAGACAUCUGAGCAUAUUUGAAGUGUAGGUGGCUGUGUGGAUAGGAGGACAAAGGGCCAGAACUAGGUUUCAUUGUAAAAUGUCAGCAGAUUUCUGAGGUGGCGAGUCUGGCAGUGUUUCCGGGGAGUCCAGCGUGCAAGUCCUGAGUCGGUUCUGCGUCUCCGUGUGGACGACGCGCAGCUCGUCGGGGUCCAAGUCCCUCAGCAGAAGCAGCACCGCGUCCAGAGUGGUCAUUGUCCUGUUGGAACACCCGACUGCGCCCAAGACCCAACCUCUGGGUCCUGAGGAAUUUGGAGAUUUGGUGCGGUGUUUGGAGUUGCAGACAUGCAAAGGACUUUGGGCCAUCAGCACCAGUGGGGAACAUUUGGCUAGCUGAACAAGUUGCACAACACUGGAGUGUUUGCUGCCCAAGAACCUCCCAAGUGGCAGGCGGCCACCAGUUUUCACGGCUUAAACUCAAGUAAAGAGCCCGUCUUUAAGAAACCGAGCCAGUGUUGUCAUUUCGGAGCCACAGGAAGCCCGUUGGUAGAGACUGGCUUCUGGGUCGUCUUUAGCGGCGAGCUGAUCUCCUCGCCGACCAAGUGCGCCAAGGCGGUCUCUUCCUCCGUCACCACUGUACACAUGCAGCAAGGAAAGGUGACACCUCAAGUGGUUCUCCAACUUUUUUCACCAAGUAACCACCUUAGAAAACACUUGUAGCGUAGUAGGCCUAAUUAUAUAUUAAAAACAAGGUAUAUUUAACAAGUAUAUUUAAUAUUUUGGCCACGGUGACAUUACGCUCAGUUUGAACAGUAACACUGUUUGAAUGUGGGGAAUAAAACACUGUACUUUAA
This is a messenger RNA of Nerophis ophidion (straightnose pipefish), 2939 nucleotides long. RefSeq names its product origin recognition complex, subunit 2 (gene orc2). The transcript is spliced from 21 exons. Gene Ontology annotation, biological process: DNA replication. Bases 155 to 1867 code for a protein of 570 amino acids. Gene Ontology annotation, molecular function: DNA replication origin binding. NCBI's taxonomy places the organism in Eukaryota, Metazoa, Chordata, Actinopteri, Syngnathiformes, Syngnathidae. The record is from RefSeq and is a predicted model, not a curated record. Gene Ontology annotation, cellular component: nucleus; nuclear origin of replication recognition complex.